This is a messenger RNA of Trichophyton verrucosum HKI 0517, 867 nucleotides long. RefSeq lists its product as uncharacterized. The transcript has a single exon. Gene Ontology annotation, molecular function: tRNA 2'-phosphotransferase activity. Gene Ontology annotation, biological process: tRNA splicing, via endonucleolytic cleavage and ligation. The record is from RefSeq and is a predicted model, not a curated record. NCBI's taxonomy places the organism in Eukaryota, Fungi, Ascomycota, Eurotiomycetes, Onygenales, Arthrodermataceae.
CUGCAAUAUAGAAAACUCAAGGGCCUAAAAGCCACCCUUUCUGACGUCCUAGAAGCAGUCUCUACCUCCGAUAAGCAAAGAUUUGGCCUUCUAUAUAUCCCAGGUCAACCUACCUCAGCUGAGAUAAAGGCAACAGAAGAGGCAACCACAGGUGAUGGAUCCUCUCUUUCAACUGCUACCAGUCAGGCACUCGCUGCGAAUGACCCGGAUCCGAAUAAUUACCUGAUCCGUGCGCGACAAGGACAUAGCAUGAAGUGUAUCGACGCCGCUUCGCUACUCACACCACUGACCCUCUCUGAAAAUCCUCCUGUCUCCUUGCCUGAUACUGUUGUUCAUGGAACCUACCACGCUACAUGGCCAAAGAUACUUCAAAGCGGUGGGCUGAGGUGUAUGGGAAGGAAUCACAUACAUUUCGCCAGUGGCCCAUCUAUAAGUACAAUCCUGCCUAAUGGGAGAUAUGGAGAGGUCGCAACUCCUUCAACCAAAGGCCGAGGACAGGAUGGCGUAAUUUCUGGGAUGAGAGCAGAUGCUCAGAUACUGAUAUAUAUUGACCUUAAGCGUGCCUUGGCUGCUGGGUGUCCAUUCGGCCUAAGCGAGAAUGGCGUGAUUUUAAGUGAGGGUAUGUCUACCGAUGGGACCGAAGACAAGAAGAUUGGACUUGAAUUCUUCGACAUCGUGGUCGAAAGAAAGAACGGCUUGGGCGUAUUGUGGGAGAACGGAGAACUGGUGAAAGAGUCACCAGACUGGAUGUUAAACGCAAAAGCCCCAGCAGGAAAAGGUGGACAGAAGGGGCAGGGCGGGAAAGGUAAAGGCAAAGCCCCACGGUUGAAGGUAGAGAGAGACACGGAUCAUAUAGACGAGGAUUGA